Sinocyclocheilus anshuiensis is the source of this 1041-nucleotide messenger RNA. Its product is annotated as transmembrane protein 65-like. Gene Ontology annotation, biological process: regulation of cardiac conduction; cardiac ventricle development. The transcript has 8 exons. Lineage: Eukaryota; Metazoa; Chordata; Actinopteri; Cypriniformes; Cyprinidae. The record is from RefSeq and is a predicted model, not a curated record. The coding region runs from base 223 to 870 and encodes 215 amino acids. Gene Ontology annotation, cellular component: mitochondrion.
UCACCGCUGUGCGCGUCAGAGGAGAAGCGUGAGGAACGUCUUUCAGGCGUUUUUGAACUGUCAGUAAUUACACAACGAUGAAUCAUAACCCCUAAAUAAUCGCACAAGAGGAAUUAACUGCCUCUCUUACAGCAGGAAUGAGAAGGCAGACGGCCGCGGAUUGUUAAAGGCGCUGGGUGCGGGUUGUUUUGGUUCGGUGAGGCCGUGUGUUUCAGUGCCGCAAUGAUCCGGCUGGCUCUGCUCCGCGCGCUCGUGGCCCGCCGCACCGGACCGGCUCAGCUGCACCAGCGUCUUCUCGGUACGCACCGGCGUAGGAUCAAACCGGAGCAGCUGGAGCUUCCCAACCAGGCGCGGGAGUUCGUGUACGGCCUGAGCCCUGCGAACCGGAGCUGCUUACUGAAGGAGCUGCAGCGCUUCCAGUCCCAGACCCAAGACUCGGAGGAAUCGUCUCCACCGACGGCGGCGCAGCUCAGAUACAUUCUCCUGCACAACGCCAUUCCCUUCAUCGGCUUCGGCUUCCUGGAUAACGCCAUCAUGAUCGCCGCCGGCACUCAGAUUGAACUGUCCAUCGGAUUGACGCUGGGAAUAUCCACCAUGGCAGCCGCAGCUCUGGGGAACCUGGUGUCUGAUCUGGCUGGACUCGGUUUAGCAGGUUACGUGGAGGCUCUGGCUGCGCGCUUAGGGAUGCAGAUUCCUGAUCUCGCACCGAAACAAGUGGAUAUGUGGCAGACCAGAGUCACUUCACACAUGGGUAAAGCCAUCGGCGUCGCCAUCGGAUGCAUUCUGGGAAUGUUUCCGUUGCUCUUCUUAAGCGAUGAUGAAGAGGAGAAAGAGAAGAAGAAGACGAAGAAUCACCCGAACUCAAACUGACAGGCUUUUGUAUCAGCAUGACAACAACAUUUAUAUUGGCAAAGUGAAGAAAAUCAAGCAAAAGAUGUUCAUGCGGUAAACAUCAUCAGAGUAACAAAAAAAUAAUAAUUAAAUGACAGUAGAGUAGCUAUUACAAUUAGUAGGCAGUUAAGACUUUAAUCUAGAGAUGAA